AUGUCGACAACAAAAACCUUAUCGGUCCGAAUCUUCCAACAUUUAGUCCCGUACGCGCGCGCGCAACAGUUACAACACGCGAUUCACUGCGCGAGGAAAAAUGCGUUCGUCCCGGAUACGCUUUUAAUUCUGCAACACCCUCCGGUCGUGACGGUCGGGAAACGAAGCGAAGUUGGCAUGAAGUCGAUUAAAACGAGCGAAGAGAAGUUGAGGGAGUUGAAAUGCGACGUAAUUAAAUCGGAUCGAGGCGGCGACGUGACGUAUCACGGACCCGGGCAAGUUGUCGUGUACCCCGUUAUCCACUUGAGGGAGAAAAAAUUGGGGGCGAGGAAAUACGUGGAAAAGUUAGAAAACGUGAUGAUUGAAGUGGCAAAGAAAUACGGAAUUACGAACGCGAGAGGGCAAAUGAAGAACGAGGAGGAUGGUUCGGACAUGUCUGGCGUGUGGGUUGGGAAGAAGAAGUUAGGUGCGGUUGGGGUGAAGAUUAGCGGCGGCGUGACCAGCCACGGGUUCGCGCUGAAUAGCGAGACGGAUUUAGAGUUUUUCAGGGAACAUAUUUUGCCGUGCGGAUUAAAAGGAAUGGACGUGACGAGUUUGAAAGAUUUAGUCGGGGAAGAAAUGAAGAUGGAACGAGUGGAGGUGGAGAUUGUGGACGCGUUUGCGAAGGAGUACGGGUACACGGAGGUGUACACGAGACGAUGUUAG
Bathycoccus prasinos is the source of this 705-nucleotide messenger RNA. RefSeq names its product lipoate-protein ligase B. NCBI's taxonomy places the organism in Eukaryota, Viridiplantae, Chlorophyta, Mamiellophyceae, Mamiellales, Bathycoccaceae. The coding region runs from base 1 to 705 and encodes 234 amino acids. The record is from RefSeq and is a predicted model, not a curated record. The transcript has a single exon. Gene Ontology annotation, molecular function: lipoyl(octanoyl) transferase activity. Gene Ontology annotation, cellular component: mitochondrion. Gene Ontology annotation, biological process: protein lipoylation.